This is a messenger RNA of Episyrphus balteatus (marmalade hoverfly), 2727 nucleotides long. RefSeq names its product F-box/LRR-repeat protein 4 (gene Fbxl4). The record is from RefSeq and is a predicted model, not a curated record. The transcript has 11 exons. Gene Ontology annotation, biological process: SCF-dependent proteasomal ubiquitin-dependent protein catabolic process. Bases 552 to 2477 code for a protein of 641 amino acids. Lineage: Eukaryota; Metazoa; Arthropoda; Insecta; Diptera; Syrphidae. Gene Ontology annotation, cellular component: SCF ubiquitin ligase complex. Gene Ontology annotation, molecular function: protein binding.
AGAACAACACUCUUUCAAGUACACCACCAAAAAAUUAUCAAAAUAUACACAAAAAAUAUACAAAAAAAAAAAGUAAAAACAAUUCAAGUUGGAAAAUUAAAGGUCAAAGGACAUCCUCCAUAUUAAUUCAAGUUCAUAAUUUCACGACUCCCUGUGUGUAUCUACAAAAAAAAAAGACUUUAAAGUCAACAAGAAAGAAAGAAAAAUGUUCAAUAAAAUAUAAAAAAAAAACACCUUUUGUGUGUACAAAGUUUAUAGUAUGCACUUUCCAAUAAUUUAAUUAGUUGAGCUCUUCUACUUGCAAGCUUUUUUAGUUUUGUUAUUCAUGCUGCAAGCAAACUUAAAAGUUGUUAGUUCACGUCUUCGUUGCUUAGCAAAAAAACCUUUUUGUUGUGCCAAACAAUCAUUUGGUUUUUUUCAACAAAAAGAAUAUAGAGCAAAAUCACAAAUGUAAAGCAAAAAGAGUGUCUCGAAAAAAAGACAAAGAGGAACCCUAAAUAGUUUAAACUUACUACUCGCAUUUGCCUAUUAUUAAACUAAAAUACUUCCAAAUGUCUACCUCUGACGAAGAACCACCCGCUCCAAUGGUAAAUGACUUCACAGUUGAUGGCAGUGCAUCGUCAAUCUACGACGAGAUCUACGAUGCCACCGACUACAAGACAAGCUACUAUUCUGAUGUGCGAGUCAAUCAAUAUGCUCAAGCGGUGAUUGACUUUAGUUCACAGUACGGAAGCGAUUAUAGUAUUUCUUAUACAGCCUUGAAUAUUACCGGGCGUCCAUCGAAAUUUCCCGAUUAUGGAGAUUUCCCAGAAACAUUUGCUAUGCGGACAUACGGUGAAUGGUGGGACAUGGCUCCGUCAAGGGUGCAAGAGAUUAAGCCACAAAAUCUACCCAGUAUACCAGCACAUGAUUUUAUUGUUAUAAGUUUUGAGCAAUAUGUUAUUCCUGAGGAAUUGGUUAUUUUCGAAACCUAUAAUCCUGGUGCAAUUGUCCGUAUUUGGGCUCAUACAGCUGCUGAGAAAUGGAUUUGUCUAUGGGAGGUAGCCCCAAAGACUUAUUCCAAUAUAAGUGCCAGUCGAUUUUCCCCACCGCUGAAAAAAAUACUGCUGCCGACCAACACUAUAAGACUGGAAUUUAAUCACAGCCUGUUACACUAUUUCACUGAAAUCGAUGGUGUAGUAUUAGUUGGUAGAAAAUCAAGUGUCUACAACAAUCAGGAUAUUAUAAACUUUUGCAAGACGCGCCAUCGAAAAGGUCGGAUUGUUCGUAAGCUGGAAAGCAUGAAAUUUCGGCCAAAUUUCACAGAAAAUCCACAAAGUUUGAUGGACUUUUUGAAAAAUGAUUUAGAAAAGUUUAUUGAAGAAACAGCCAUGAUCUCGUUGGGUGACAGUGAAUCGAGAGAUCAACAAACAGUUAAACUUGGACUGAGUGAUAUGCCUUUUGAAAUUUUACUAAAUAUUUUCUCGCAUUUGGAUUUAAUAUCAUUGUUUCGUGUGGGCCAAGUUUCGAAAUUCCUCUAUGACGUGUCCACACAUCCAUUACUCUACAGUGAAUUAAAUUUAAAACCAUAUUGGCAUUUGGCUACAUCAGAAUUAUUAUGCACCUUGGCCAAAAGAUCUACUUUAAUGAAAAAACUUGAUAUAUCGUGGUGUGGAUUGUUUAAUUCAAUAUCACCAACUGAGUUUAAAAAGUUUAUUCAACAACGUGGUGAUAAUCUAACACAUUUGAGACUCAACUCAUGUAGAUUUCUAAAUGCAAGUUGUAUUGAAACUGUUGGCAUUGUCUGUGAUAGUCUAAAAGAACUUUCUCUGAGAAACUAUUCCAUAGAUCCGCCUAUCUUAAACUUUUCCUGUUUGGCAAAUCUAAAAAACUUGGAACGACUUGAUCUUUUCCGCACUGUCAUCGAACCCGAUCUCCUAUUAACUAUGCUGGAAAGCAAUCGAAAACUUAAACAUCUUAACUUGGCAUUUUGUGGUAUAGGAGUAAACAUGGACGAUGUUGCAAUACAAAUAGCAAAAUACAAUCAGCAACUGAUAUCACUCGACAUGUGGAAGUCACAUUCACUCUCAUUCAAAGGACUUCAAGCCUUAUCUUUGUGUCAUGAUUUGGAAGAAGUCGAUUUUGGUUGGUGCUUAAGAGAGGAGCCAUUGCCUGGCGAAAGUCUUAAACACUUACUUAUUGGUUGUCCCAAGCUGAAAAAACUAUUUUUGGCUGCUAUUCGAGGUAUAACCGAUCGUGAUGUUGAAAAUAUUGCCAAUUUGUGCCCAAAUCUUGAACAACUUGACCUAAUGGGGGUAUUGGGAAUUUCCACUGAGCGGUGUUAUGAAAUACUUCAAAAGUGCAAGAAAUUGAAGUUACUUGAUUUAAGUUUCUGUGACAAUAUCGAUGAAAACCAAAUUGCUAGAUGGUGCAAUAUGUUCAAAGUAGAUAUCAAGCGAAGCUUUGUUCCACCAGAUUUUCUAACACACUACGACUGAAACAGAAAACAUCAACAAAAAAUCCUCUUUUUAUAAAAAAAAAAAAACAAAACAAAAAAUACAAAAUCAAAACAACCUAGCCAGAAAAUAUCUAUUUUAUUACAAAAGAAAUACACUAUGUGUAGUGGCGAUAUUUUUUUAUUGACAAAAAAAAAGAGAGAAAAAAAUAUAUAUGAAAACAUAUAUUUAUGUUAAGUUAAUGUUGCAAUUGCAACUAUUGUGUGGAAAACAAUUUGAUUUCUUUAAGAAA